This is a messenger RNA of Aureococcus anophagefferens, 4815 nucleotides long. RefSeq lists its product as hypothetical. The record is from RefSeq and is a predicted model, not a curated record. Gene Ontology annotation, molecular function: protein binding. NCBI's taxonomy places the organism in Eukaryota, Pelagophyceae, Pelagomonadales, Pelagomonadaceae. The coding region runs from base 1 to 4815 and encodes 1604 amino acids. The transcript has 2 exons. Gene Ontology annotation, biological process: amino acid activation for nonribosomal peptide biosynthetic process; signal transduction.
AUGGACACCCUCGUCGCGCUCUGGCGCGCUGCCGCCAGGACCCACGGCGCUGCGCCCCUGCUGCGCUUCGAGGGGCGGGCGGACGUACUCACCUACGGCGACGUCGACGCGCGGUGCCGGGCCCUGGCGGCGCAGCUCGUCGCCUGCGGCGCCGGCGGCGGCCGCGGCGUGCUGGCCGUGGCCCUCUGCGGCGGGCGCGACGGCUGGGACGUCGUCGCGCUGCUCGCGUGCGUCGUCGCGCGCGCGCCCUGGUGCCCCUGCGACGCGGCGGGCGCGGCCGUCGUCUUCGGCCUCGCGGCGCCGGCCGCCGCGGUCGCGCGCGCGGGCGACGUCUACGCGCUCGCGGCCCUGGAGCCCCUGCGGUCGAAGUGCCGCGCCAUCGUGCUGCCGCGGGCCGGCGCCGCGCAGGUCGCCGACGACGGCGGCGUCGCCGACGCGGCCGCGUGGCCGGCGGACGCUCUUUAUAUCCUCCGGACGUCGGGCAGCAGCGGCGCGCCCAAGGCCGUCGUCGGCUCCGCGGCGGCGACGGCGCACCGCCUGAAGUGGCAGUGGACGGCCUUCCCCUGGCGGCCGGGCGAGGCCGCGCUCCGGCGGACGCCCUGCGUCUUCGUCGACUCCGUCGCGGAGAUGCUCGGCGCGGCGCUCGGCGGCGCGGCGCUCUACGUGCCGGCGACCAAUGACCUCGUCGCCGCCGCGGCGGCGGGGCGCUGCGGCCGCCUCCUGGCGACGCCGUCGCUGCUCGCGGCGUUCCUGAGGGUCGUCGACGGCGCGGGCGGCCUCGCGGCGAGACUGCCGGACCUCGCGCUCGUCGUCGCGAGCGGCGAGGCGCUGCCGCCCUGGCUCGUCGCGGCCUUCCGCGCCUCGGCAAAGGGGCGCGCGAAGCUCGUCAACGUCUGGGGCUCGACGGAGUGCGCCGCGGACGCGUGCUUCGCGGACGUCACGGACCACGAGACCGGCGACGUGCCCGUCGGCGCGCCCCUCGACGGCGGCGUCGACGUGGCUUUGGAAGGCGGCGAGCUCGUCGUACGCGGCGCGGCGCUGGCGCUCGGCUACGCCGGGCCCGGCGGGACGCUGGUCGACGGCGGCGCGUUCGGCGCGGACGACCGGGGCCGCUUCGUGCGGACUGGCGACCGCGGCCGCCGCUGCCCGGACACGGGGGACCUCUUCUGCCUCGGCCGCCUCGACGACGUCGUCCAGGUGCGGGGCGUGCGCGCGAGCCUGCGGGACCUCGAGGCGCGUUGGGGCGCGCGGCGCGCGGCGCUCGUGUUCGACGCCGGCGGCGGCGACCCGAGCAAGGCCGCGCUCGUCGCCUUCGUCGAGGCCGGCGCCGCGGCGGCCGCGCGCGCGGCGCUGGGCAAUUUGGAACCGUCCCUGCGGCCGAGCCUCGUGCUCGAGGUCGACGCGCUGCCCCGCGGGCCGACGGGCAAGGUCGACCGCCGCGCGCUCGCGGACCGCCUCGCGCCGCGCGACGCGUGUCGGGCGGCGGCGGCGCCCCCCGAGGGCGGCGCGGACGCCUGGCUCGCCGCGCUCUUCGACGAGCUGCUGCCCGUCGUCGCCGCGCGGGACGACGACGACUUCUUCGCGCGCGGAGGGACGUCGCUCCUCGCCAUCGAGGCCUGCUGGCGCGCGAACCGCGCCUUCGGCGCCGAGCUCCAGCCCCGGGACCUCGCGGCCCCCUUGGCGGACGUCGCGCGGCGCCUCGCCGCGGGGCAGGGCGCGGCGCCACCGCCGGCGGCACCGCCGGCGGCGGCGGCGGCGGCGGCGACGCGCGCGCCGGACCUCGCCGCGGGCGCCGCGCCGGACCCGCGGAUCUGGGCGAGGUGCGCGUCGGGCGACCCGGCGCCCCGGUCCGGCCCGCGGGCCGCCGCCGCGGACCAGAACGUGCGCUACGGCCUCGCGCGGCGCUGGGUUUUCCCCGCGACGAAGUGCGUCGACGCGCCCGCGGCCGUCGCCGAGGCCGGCGGCCGGCGGGUCUGCUACGUGGCGUCGCACGCGCGCGUCCUCUACGCCCUGGACGUCGACGGCGGCGAGCAGCUCUGGGCGUCGGCCGUGCGCGACGGCGGCGAGCCAGCGGCCGCGGCGCUCGAGGCCGGCGCCGCGGUCGGCGCCGCGCGCGCGUUCGUCGCGUGCUACGACGGUGCGGUCUACGCCGUCGACCGCGGCACGGGCGCCGUCGCCUGGACGUGCCGCGUCGCGCGCGGGCCCGUCAAGAGCGCGCCCGUCGUCCACGGGUCGCGCGUCGUCUACGGGUCGCACGACGGUCGCGCGCGCGCGCUCGACGCGGCGGACGGCGCCGUCGCCUGGGCCGCCGAGCUCGACGCCGCCGUCUUCGCGUCGCCGGCCGUCGGCUUCGGCCGGGUUUUCGUAGCGACGCUCGCGGGCUCGGCCUACGCGCUCCGGGACUCCGACGGCGCGGCGGCCUGGCGCCGGCCGCGGCGGUCCGGCCCCGUCUACGCGACGCCGGCCCUCAUCGGCGACGCGCUCGUCGUCGCGGCCGUCGACGGCACGGUCGCCGCGCUCGACGUGAGCGACGGCGCCGCGUUCUGGGUCGCGGACCGCGGCGCGCCCGUCUUCGCGAGCCCGUGCCCUUGGCGCGCGGGCGCGUCCGUCGUCGUCGUCGCCGGCGGCGAGGCCGCGCGCCUGCGCGCGGCGGACGGGGGUCUCGUCUGGGCGCGGGACCUGGGAUCGCCGGCCUUCGCGAGCCCCUGCGUCUUCGCGGUCGCCGGCGACGGCCGCGCCCUCGCGGUCGCGGCGACCGCGCGCGGCGCCGUCGUCCUCCUCGACGCGGACGCGGGCGACGUCCUCGCGACCUUCGACGUCGGCGCCGACGUCUUCGCGAGCCCCGUCGCCGUGCCGACGGGGGACGGGGCGACGGUGCUCGUCGGCGGCCGCGACGACAAGGUCCACGCGCUCGCCGUGACGCUCCGGCGGCCGCCGGCGGCGUCGAAGCUCCGGCGGCGCGCGCGCGUCCUCGCCGUCGUGCAGAACGAACAGCUCGACGGCGCGAUGCUGAGGCACGUCAAGAACGAGCGGGACCUCGAGGAGAUCGGCGUCGCGUGGGCCAUCCACCGCCGGCGGCUCCUGGAGUUGCUGGGCGCGUGGAAGCGCCGGGGCGUGCCGCUCGUCGCGCGGCGCGAGUCCGCCGGGCGCGGCGCGCUCGCCGACGGAGAUCGAGCCGGCGACGCCGCGACGCCGCCGCGCGAGACGCCCCGCGUCGCCACGCCGCCGGGCGCGGCGGACUCGCCGACGGAGAUCAAGCUCGCGCACGGCCCGACGCUCCACGUGACGACGCCCGUCCGCGCGCUCGAGCGCACGAAGCGGCGGAAGCGCGUCUUCAUCUCGUUCCGGGUGAGCGAGGCGCUCGAGGAGGCCAAGGCGCUGGCCGCGCACCUGGAGACGUUGGGUUUUGCGCCCUUCGUGUGCGAGGCGGACAUCAUGAACGCGGAGGACUGGGUCAGCGUGAUCACGGAGGCGCUGCGGACGUGCUGCGUCUUCGUCGCGCUGGCGUCGGACACGUACGGCGCGCCGGGCGGCGACAUUUUGGGCACAUUUCAUGAAUUUGCCUGCGCUUUGAAGCGCAACGCGACGCGGGGCCAGCCGGGCAUCCUCAUCGUGCGCCUCUCGCGGCAGUGGCCGCCGGAGACGGAGCUGGAAUUGCUCCUGGGGACGCGGAACUUCACGCCCUGGGAGGCCGGCGUCGACACGCUGGGCACGAUGGUCGAAGAGAUGGCGGCCGCGCAGGCCUUCGCGGGGGGCGUCGCGUCGCGCGCGCCGCCCCUGUCGUCGGAGCAGGAGCACCUCCACGCGCGCGUCUUCUCCCGCUUCGGCCUCCAGCGGCCGCAGACGCGCGCGCUGCUGCUCGCGGCGACGCGGCGCAUCGAGCACCGCGGCGCGGAGCUGACGACGCAGGGGACGACGGUGACGUCGCUGGGCCUCCUCGUCGAGGGCGCGGCGUCGGUGCACGUCGACGGCGCGAGAGUCGCUACCAUCAACCCAUUCAAGUUCGUCGGCGAGGUGUCGUGGCUGAACCGCCACGCGGGCCCGGGGUCCGCGAACGCGUCCUGCGUCGCCGAGGGCCCCCUGGACAUGCUCUCCUGGAGCUUCGACGCGCUCGAGGCGCUCGUGACCAACGACGCGGACAUGGGCCGCGCCGUCGACCGCAUGCUGCACGCGGACGUCGUCGCCAAGAUCCACGCGACGGCCGGCGACGCGCCGAAGCGGCCGCCGCGGCGCGCGGCGUCGACGGGGGUGGUGUUACGCCCGGAGCCCCUCGCGGCGCCCGUCGACGCGCUCGCGGCGCGGCUCCACGCGGCCGUCUUCGCGCCCUGCGGCAUGGGGCUCGACGCGGUCGCCGGCCUGCUGCGGUCCGCGCGCGGCGGCGUCGCGCGCGCGGGCGACGAGCUCACGACCCGGGGCGCGCCCGUGACGUGGCUCGUGCUCGUCUACGACGCUCAGGAGGAGACCGUCGCCGUCGUGGGGGAAAGCGGAGAGACGGUCGCCGAGCUGUCGGCGCCGUGCUGGCUCGGCGAGAUGACGUUCCUCCGGCCGGCCGCGGAGACGGAGCCCGGCGUCGCGUCGGCGACGUGCGUCGCGCGGUCCGACGCGUCCUACGCCGCCUGGGACAUGGCCGCGCUCCGCGACGCGCUCCGCGCGGACGCGGCCCUCGCGGACGACUUCCACCGCGCGCUCCGCCGCGACGCGACGCGCAAGCUCCAGACGGCGAACGCGACGACGACGUCCGCGCGCGCGCCGAAGCUCGCGCCCAUCGCGCCGACAGCGGCCGACGGGACGGCGCCGAACAGCCCGAAGCCCUAA